CACCCCCAGACAGACCACAACGAUAACGUCCGCACAAAACAAUUUGGAAAACCCCAUUACAACACACUGUAUAGGUCAACGAGUCGUGAACCAGAGGUAACCUUUGUAUGGUCUCUAGCAACCGGAAGAAGCAUUUAAUGUGCUCGGUUUCACAAUCCAAUGGCCAAAUGUGUAAACAUGAAAUGAGGUGCAGGAAACAGCUUCGUACAGUCUGACAACGAAGGACUUCUCCGUCACGGCAAGAUGUCAAGUUUGGUGGAGCUGAAGGACAGUGGCGGUGCCAGUAUGUCUGUGAAUCGGUAUGAAGACUGCUACUUCUACCGAGGGAGCCUGCCCAUACCCUUUGAUGAGCAUAUGCGUAGAGUGAAGGAGAUGAAGCUCACUUCAGAGGAUGUGCUAUUGUGUAGCUACCCCAAGUCAGGUACCCAUAGUUUGUGGGAAGUGGUAUCAUCCAUUGUGCAUGGUGACAUGGCGUCCAAGGAAAGUGUCUCCGAUGUGGACAUGUUAGACUUCACGUCCAUGAAACUACUGGACAGAACCCCGUCACCAAGAAUUCUGGGCUGUCACUUCCGUUUCCGGUUCCUUCCAAACGAGGUUCUCACUAAGAAGCCCAAGGUCAUCUACCUCCAGCGUAGCCCCAAGUCAGUCGCUGUAUCCUACUACACGAUGACCUACGGCAUGAAGACAGUCCGCAGCUAUGAGGGCCAUGUUCCUGUCAAGUUGUACCACGGUACAUGGGACGAUUAUUUGGAGUCCUUUCUUGAGGGCGAAGUGGAAUAUGGAUCCUGGUUCGACCAUGUACUGGACUGGGAACAGGCAAGGGCAGAUAAUCCCGAUUUGUCAAUAUUUCUACUGCAGUAUGAAGACAUGAAAAAGGAUCCCGUCUCAUCGAUUCAAAAGAUGUCGGAGUAUUUAGGAAAGGCGUGUGACGUUGACACCGCCACCAACAUUGCACAGAUAUGCAAGUUUAGCACACAGCCACCAAAACGACCGCUGUCAGCAAUAGUCCUUGCAGGUGAUGGCAAGACAAUAAGAAAAGGUCGAGCAGGUGACUGGACGCACUGGCUGACUGUGGCGCAAAAUGACCAGUUUGAUAAGGUAUACAAGAUGAAGAUGGCGAAGAGCAGCUUUCUGAAUCACUACAAUUGAACUGCCUUUUAUAUUUCCGAAUCUACUGCGGAAGUGCUGCGUGGUGUCCAUGCUGUCGAAAGUUUGUUAUUGGUGCUGCACUGAAUCAUUGACACUGCCAAUA
Messenger RNA from Haliotis rufescens (red abalone), 1252 nucleotides. Its product is annotated as sulfotransferase 1B1-like. The transcript has 6 exons. The coding region runs from base 244 to 1149 and encodes 301 amino acids. Lineage: Eukaryota; Metazoa; Mollusca; Gastropoda; Lepetellida; Haliotidae. Gene Ontology annotation, molecular function: sulfotransferase activity. Gene Ontology annotation, cellular component: cytoplasm. Gene Ontology annotation, biological process: sulfation. The record is from RefSeq and is a predicted model, not a curated record.